CCGGAAGUACCGGAUACGCUGCAAAGCUGGAAAAGAAGAAAACAGGUACUAUUAAAGUGAUUGAAAGUGGCAUACCAACCGCCAAAACUUCUAUCAUCGAACAACUUGACCGUCAUGUACAAUAUAUAUUGCAGCACUUUAAAGUCUUGUUCUCUUUUCACAGCGAAAGAACUGCUGAAGACAGAUUUCGUCUAUACCACGGUCAGGAGUGUGCUGCCAACAACAUGGUCAAUAUGCUUAUUAAUGGAACCACAAAGUACAAUAAGCAAUUGAGGUUGAAGAAGAAGAAGAAAGAUUGAAGCAAGUGGCCAAAGAAGAAUACCG
Messenger RNA from Mycotypha africana, 324 nucleotides. RefSeq lists its product as uncharacterized. The record is from RefSeq and is a predicted model, not a curated record. The annotation marks the transcript as partial. Lineage: Eukaryota; Fungi; Mucoromycota; Mucoromycetes; Mucorales; Mycotyphaceae. The transcript has a single exon.